GGCGCCAAGGCGAAUAAUGGGCGGCUGAUACGAUGUCUUUAUCGAUGUUUUUCCAUGCAAAUAGCAUCAUCGUUUCGAUAACACACAUUUCACCCAUCUUUGGCAGCGCAGCUAGCUCAGGUGGCCGACAAAAAUGAGCGACGUCUACAAAGAUCACUACCAGGUUCUGGGCUUACCGAGAAACGCCACCGACAGUGAGAUUAAGGAAGCUUUUCGGCGGCUGUCCCUGAAAUAUCAUCCCGACAAAAACGAGGAUGGAGCGGAGGAGUUCCUUAGAAUCAACGAGGCCCACAGCGUCCUGAUUGACCAUCAGAGAAGGGCCAUGCACGAUUUCUGCUUGCAGUCCGUGGACUUUGAAGUCAUUAUUCCCGCCGAGAACGCUAGUUGCCAACUGUCUGAAUUGGGAAAUGCAUUCUUCCCAAUGCCACCCGAAACGCCGCCAGGUAGUUUUCACAAAAAGCUCAAAGUUGCUGUCUUCAUCGGAGGCAUUCUGGUUGGUACAUACGUGGGGUACCGGGUAUUCCAGAAACCGCCGCCAUCGAUCCCAGUUCCCCGGCCAAUCACUCUUCCAGUGACGCAGGAACUAAGCCAUUCGCAUCUCGGAUCCCUAUGGACAUUGACCUCCGGGCUAUUGGCAUUGAGAUCGAAAAGAAUACUGGGACUCGGCAAACUGGUGCCAGGAGCAAAUGCUCGAGUUUCUCCUAGGACUCUGAACGCGCCCUUAUCUUCGGCUGCCGAAGUCGUGGCCAAAACAGUAAUCCGAGGCCCAGGAGCCGUAGGAUCUGCUGCAACUUCCAGUUCGUCCUUAGCAUCGGCAGCGAACGUGGCUGUGAAAUCCCUACCAGGCAAAGCUUCAAUGAAUUCUGCUACGGAAACAGUGGCUAAAACACUUUCCCAGGGAUCACGAGCUGGACCAUCUUCAGCUUUCAAAACAUAUUCGUCCCCAGCGGUGUCAUACUUGCGCUCUCUUCUAAAUUGGGCAACUACACCGAAAUGGGGCAAGGCACCACGAGCUGGACCAUCUUCAGCUUUCAAAACAUAUUCGUCCCCAGCGGUGUCAUACUUGCGCUCUCUUCUAAAUUGGGCAACUACACCGAAAUGGGGCAAGGCACCACAGGCAACCAUUGCUGGUUUGGUUCAUAACUCCAAAAACUCUAAAAUAUCUUCGUAUUUGCGUGCUUUGGCCGGACGCUUUAGGAAGCUCCUUUAGUCCCACCCUUAGACGCCUCCAAAGACACUCUUUUCAAGGGAGUCGCCGCCACUUGGGUAUGGACCGAAAAUUGAAAAAUUCCAUUGGUGACUCCGCUAAAAACGCGUAUAAGGCAACUCAAACAGAGCGGCGCCAAAAUCUAAAGGCAAGUCCUAAAACAUGAGAAGUUCCACAAGUAAACAGAAAAUUAAAAUAAAAGGGUGGCCAAAUAAUUCCCCGACAUUUACGGGUGUCCCAGUAAGCUAAAACAAACAAUAUAUACUUUUCCAAAAUAAAUUUUCUAAAAUAUUGUUUUCAUACUCUGCAA
Molecule: messenger RNA, 1517 nt
Organism: Drosophila simulans
Lineage: Eukaryota; Metazoa; Arthropoda; Insecta; Diptera; Drosophilidae
Exons: 2
Coding region: 134-1210 (358 amino acids)
Source: RefSeq, a predicted model, not a curated record